Molecule: messenger RNA, 1607 nt
Organism: Anastrepha obliqua
Lineage: Eukaryota; Metazoa; Arthropoda; Insecta; Diptera; Tephritidae
Product: calreticulin
Exons: 4
Coding region: 86-1294 (402 amino acids)
Biological process (GO): protein folding
Cellular component (GO): endoplasmic reticulum; endoplasmic reticulum membrane
Molecular function (GO): calcium ion binding
Source: RefSeq, a predicted model, not a curated record
AUAAAAAUACUUAGGAAUUAUUUGAGAAAUUACCUUCACAUCGGUAACGUAGAGUAGCGUAGUACUCUGUUAAUAUUUAUUCAAAAUGAUGUCGUGUUUAAAUAAAAUAAUACCAGUUUUAUUGCUUUUAUUUGUAAUUGUAAAAGCUGAAAUAUUUUUGGAAGACAAUUUUGAUGAUGAUAAAUGGGAAAGUUCUUGGGUAUACAGCAAGCAUCCAGGCAAGGAGUUUGGCAAAUUCUUAUGGAGUUCUGGUAACUUCUAUAAUGACAAAAAGGCUGACAAAGGCUUGCAAACAUCUCAGGAUGCUCGAUUCUAUGCAGCUUCAAGAAAAUUUGAACCCUUCAGCAACGAAAACAAAAAUUUAGUCAUACAGUUCUCUGUAAAGCACGAGCAAAACAUCGACUGCGGUGGAGGAUAUGUAAAGCUUUUUGACUGCUCUUUGGAUCAAACAGAUAUGCAUGGCGAAUCUCCUUAUGAAAUUAUGUUCGGACCUGAUAUUUGCGGUCCAGGAACGAAAAAAGUGCACGUCAUUUUCAGUUACAAAGGAAAGAACCUCCUAAUUAGCAAGGACCUGAGGUGUAAAGAUGAUGUAUAUACUCAUUUCUAUACACUUAUUGUGAAACCUGACAACACGUACGAAGUUUUAAUUGAUAACGAAAAAAUUGAGUCAGGCAAUCUAGAGGAUGAUUGGGAAUUCCUUCCGCCAAAGAAGAUUAAGGAUCCUAAUGCUAAGAAGCCUGAAACUUGGGACGACAGAGCUACGAUUCCAGAUCCCGACGAUAAGAAGCCUGCCGAUUGGGAUAAACCUGAAUACAUCCCCGACCCAGAUGCUUCUAAACCAGAAGAUUGGGAUGAUGAAAUGGAUGGUGAAUGGGAGCCCCCUAUGGUAGAUAAUCCAGAAUAUAAGGGCGAAUGGCAGCCUAAGCAAUUAGAUAAUCCAGAUUAUAAAGGAGCAUGGGAGCAUCCUGAAAUUGAUAAUCCUGACUAUAAACCAGACGAAAACUUGUAUUUGAGAAAAGAAUUGUGCAUAUUAGGUUUUGACUUAUGGCAAGUUAAGUCGGGGACAAUUUUCGACAAUGUACUGAUAACUGAUGAUGUCGAAGAGGCUUUUAAAAAGGCGUCGAAGGUAAAAGAAAUUCAAGAAGGAGAGAAAAAGAUGAAAGAAAAGCAGGAUGAAGAGCAACGGAAGAAAGAUGAAGAGGAAGCUAAGAAGAAUGCGGAUAAAGAAGAUGAUGAUGAAAAGGAUGAUGAUGAAGUCGAUGAGGCGCAAGCAAAUGAUCAUGAUGAAUUAUAAAUUUUUUGGACUAGUUCGUAUGUAAGAAUAAUAAAUAUUCACACAUGUCUACGUAAGAUUCAAAAAAUUAACUAAAAGACUUAGUACAUAUUAUUUGGUAUUUCAAGGAAGAGAUUUUCCAGUAUGGAAAAUACAUUUUAGAUUAAAUACUUAAAUAAUAUAGUACCAGUAACUUUGUAAUCGUAGAACCAAAAAAGAAACGCAGUAAAAGAGCGCGAUAUAAACAGUGCUGGCACAUUAAUUAGCACACACUCACCUGCUAUCAUUUUUAAGAAUGUCAUAAAUUAAAAUUUUGUUUAUAUCACACAUUAAA